AUGCUCUCAAUUUCUCUUGCCGGUGCCCUUGCGGCCAUCGGCGGUGUCGCUUUGGCCCGAGCCGACGGGGUCGAGGCCUCCAGCUUUAAUGUCACGGAGGGUCUCCUCCAGUUCGGAGUCAAUGUUUCAAGCAUUCCCGCCUUGGACUCAUUCAACACCAUUCAAGCUCGCUCCGUCGAUAGUGGAUGUGCUGCAGCGUGUGCAAGCUUGAGCUUCCUCUUCGGAUCACAAAAGGUCAAUGCGCAAAACUCCGCACUGUAUAACAACUUUACCAGUUCCUUCUGGUCGGUGCAGCAGGAAGAAGCCCAGCCGCACUGUGUGUUCCGUCCCUCCAAAAACACGGACGUAAGUAUCGCGGUGCUGCUCUCUCGGCUUACCGGGUGUCCAUUUGCUGCCAGAAGUGGUGGCCAUGCCGCCUUCAAGGGAGCCUCGAGCAGUGUGGGGGGAAUCAGCAUUUGGUUUAAGGAUAUGAAGGCAGUCACUCUGAGCGCGGAUAAAUCGGUCGCCUCGAUUGAGCCAGGCAAUAACUGGUUGUCGGUAUAUUCUGCACUGGAACCGUAUGGCUUGGCGACAGUGGGUGGUCGUGCUUCAAGCAUCGGUGUCGGCGGGUUUGUUCUGGGAGGUGGCAUUUCCUACCACUCCAACUUGUAUGGUUGGACCUCGGACAAUGUCCAAAGCUUCGAGGUUGUCACGUCGACUGGUAUUAUCGUGACCGCCAGCGAGUCUUCAUUCCCUGACUUGUACUGGGCUCUCCGGGGUGGUGGAAACAACUUUGGACUCGUCACCAAGUACAAUCUCUACACGAUCCCCUGUCCGACAAUGCGGGGAGGUGCUCGAGUCUUCACGGAGAACAAUUUCCCCCAGGUCAUAGACGCUUUCAUCAACGUUGUCAACAACGCUACCGUCGACGGCAAGGCGCAGCAAUACGUUGCCUUCCUGCAGAAUCAAGGCCUGAAUAUCGCCUCGGCGGAGCUGACCUAUGUGGAAGAUGUUGCUGAUCCGGCAAUUUUCCGCCAAUACCGAAGCAUUCCUGCCAUCACGGAUACAACCAGCACCAAAACCCUGGUGGAAUAUGUCAAGUACCUGGAGACGGAGAACCCUUUCGGAUAUCGCGAGAUCUAUUGGCCUAUCACGGUACAGCUCAACGAGGAGUUUAGCAACUGGGUCGUGAACCUCUUCUACUCUUUGAUUCCUCAGGUGAUCAACCUCAAGGGGGCCAAUCCGGUGAUCAUCUACCAGGGAAUCACGGUGCCUCAGUUGAAUAACAUGAAGCGUCACGGUGGAAAUGCUCUGGGACUUGAUGCCUCCCACGGCCCGGUUCAUCUGAUGCACGUGGCCUUUUGGUGGGAGGAUGCGUCCGACGACGACACUGUCUACGCCUGGAUUCACGCCUUCUGGGAUCAGGUCAUCGCGAAGGCCCAGGAGAUGGGAAUCUAUAAUGAGUACAUCUACAUGAACUACGCCAGUAUGUUCCAGGAUCCAAUUGCCGGAUAUGGCACCACCAACAAGGUUCGCCUCCGACAAAUCGCGAAGGUCUUGGACCCGACUGGUGUCUUCCAGAAACUCCAGCCCGGCUACUUCAAGCUCGACGGAGCGCCCGUAACUUUCUCAGGCUAG
This is a messenger RNA of Penicillium oxalicum, 1617 nucleotides long. Its product is annotated as FAD-binding oxidoreductase. The coding region runs from base 1 to 1617 and encodes 538 amino acids. The transcript is spliced from 3 exons. The record is from RefSeq and is a predicted model, not a curated record. Lineage: Eukaryota; Fungi; Ascomycota; Eurotiomycetes; Eurotiales; Aspergillaceae. Gene Ontology annotation, molecular function: FAD binding.